Molecule: messenger RNA, 2993 nt
Organism: Zootermopsis nevadensis
Lineage: Eukaryota; Metazoa; Arthropoda; Insecta; Blattodea; Termopsidae
Product: GRIP1-associated protein 1
Biological process (GO): regulation of modification of synaptic structure; neurotransmitter receptor transport, endosome to postsynaptic membrane; regulation of neurotransmitter receptor transport, endosome to postsynaptic membrane
Cellular component (GO): extrinsic component of postsynaptic early endosome membrane; postsynaptic recycling endosome; glutamatergic synapse
Source: RefSeq, a predicted model, not a curated record
AGAUAUGAAUGGCGCUAUGUAGGUCCCAAAUAGCAUUGGAGUUAUGUAUCUGGGUUAAUUUAUGUUCUGCAGCUUUGCGAACGUUUAGAUUUUACAGCAUAAAUCGAACGCAACCAUGUGUAUCAAAUGUUGUUUAUGUUGUCUGUGUUCUGAUGUGACAUAACUUGUGACCUUCAGAAUCAUACAUUAAUAUUAGAACACUUUUGUCUAUAGAAGAGUGGGGAGGAAUUUUACAGUGGAGAAUAGAAAAUAACUAAACUAUUACAAAAAUGGCAUCGCAACUGUCUGAUGAAGAAUUUAAAAGAUUACAGACACAACUUAUUGAACUAAAAACUGCUAACUAUGGGUUAGAGGAGCAGUGCAAGAAAUAUAGAAAUGAUAAUCAUUCUCUCUCAUCAAGACUUGGAGCACUAGAGAGAGAAUAUCAGAGAGUGCAGAAAUCUAUCAACAGAAGUAAGAAGGCAAAAGACAUAGAUCUACUUCUGAAUGAAAAUGAAAACCUGCAAGGAAAACUGGAAGCUCAAGAGGAUGACUUUCGUCUACAAAAUCAGACCUUGCUUCAGGAACUUUCUGCUUUAAUUGCAGCAAAUGAAAAACUUGAACAAGAGUUAGCUGUAUUGAGAAGACUAGAAGAUGGAACAUGCAUCACAGAAAAUUUGAUGAAGAUGGAGAAUGAGGGACAACAUUUGCAAACAGAGAGAAUGGUCUCAACAAAAUUUCUAGUGGAGGAACAUUUAAAGGUGGAGAAAGAACUGGGAGAACUGAGAGAAUUUAUCCAGUCAUUCAGCACUGCAGACAGCCAACAAAAUGAAGCAGAUUCUGAGCAGGGUGAUAGUGUAUCAAGUGGCAAAGACGAUUUUGUUCAAGUGGGCAAAACAGAUGUCACAUACCAGAAGCGAGACACAUCAGAAAUAGAUUUUUUUAAACCGGUUGAGCAGAAACUUCAGUAUUUGGAAGCACACCUGAAGAACUUAUCAGAUGUUUUGAUGUGUUUGGAGGCUGAAAAACAGGGAAAAAAGGAGGUUCAGUUUGAAGUGAAACAACUGCAAGACAAAUUGCUUAGAAAACAGGAGGCUCUUGUACAGCUGCAAGAAGAGAAAGAAAAGUUAUACGCAGAAAGCAGGAAAGCUUAUGAGGAACUACAAGCAGGAAAGGAACAGGAAAUAGUUACAUUAAAGGACCAAAAUCAGAGGUUACAUGUCCAGUUGAACAACACUCAGCUUUCUCAGCAAGAUUUUAAGGAAAAGUCAUCUCAGCAUAUUCAAGAACUCGAAUCUCGUGUCUCUUUACUGACAAGAAAGAAUGAAAGUACGUCUGAAGAAUGUCUUUUGGAGCUUCGUGCUAAAGUAAUAGAGUUAGAAUGCGUGUUAAGCGAUUCAAGAGAAAAGUUGAGCAUUCUCCAGCAGGAGAAGUCUCAUCUUGAAACUCAUUUGUCAGAUGCUCAGGAAAAGUUACGUCAGGCACAGACAUUAACAAGUGCUUUGGAGGGAGAAAAAGUGCAGCUUGCAAGUGCAUUGGAUGAAGUCCGCCUCUUGGCACAGAAGAGAAAGAAUCUUAUGGAUGAAAUGUCUAUACGAAUCCAACAAAAAAGUGAUGAUUAUAAAUAUCAGAUGUCAAAUCUCACAGAUGAAUUCAGUAAGAGAGAAGAGGAAUUGAAGAAGCAAAUUAAAUCAUUGCAGGCUGAAGUAGAGAAGCUGUCCCCAUUGCAGAGUCAGUUAGAUGAUGCCCUAAUUCAAGUCAAGUCACUAGAAGCAAUGAGAGGACGGUUAGAGCGCCACCAGAAAGAAGCAGAAGACACUACUGAAUCAAAUCGAACAUAUUAUGAAAGUGUGAUUCAGCGUUUGAAAACUGAACAUAAUGAAGAACUUAGUGAGAUGAAACUUUUGUAUGAAAAUCAUGAAAAGUUGUUACAGGAAGAGAUGGCAUCUAUACAGAAUGAGAGAGAGAAAAGGGAUGAAGCAGUGAGUAGGCUGGAACAGCAUCUGCGUGAUGCCGUAGAAGAGAAACAGUUGGCUGAAAGGAAAGGGGCUGCAGUAAUGAAGGAUUUACGACGACAGCUAGCAGCCGAGCGUAAACGAGCAGAGAAGUUACAAGAACGUGUGCAUGAUCUUCUGAAUGAGGGAACACAUGUUAAGACAGAUAUUAACAAAAGUCAUGAUCCUGAAACCAGUUCUAUUUCUUCAUGGAGUCUGAUGAGUGGUAAUUGUGAACCUCGGGAAUCAAGUACACGUGAGAAUAGUUUAGUCACAGGUUCCGUCACUAACGUCAAUGGCAAUCUUCUGUUGUUGAAGCUGUCACCACCACCCGAAGAUCAGGAUUUGGAGCAGGAGAACUACAGGUUGCUGUCAAGGAUCACUUCUCUGCAACAGGAAAAGUGGGUUCUGGAAGAAAAAAUAAACCAUCUAGAACAAUGCAGUGCUGCUAUGGCUGAGGACCUGAUGCACAAGACAGCUCUUAUCCAGUUUUAUUGUAUUGAGGGAAGAUCAGAUCCAGCAACCACAUCAACAUCAUCACCUUCAAGUGAGAGGUUAUCAAUGAAGAAAUUUGUUGAAAUGUUGAAGGGAGAUGAACACGUACAUGAAUCAAACCGAAGGAUGCAGCGAAUGCUAGAAGAGAUGCUAACCAAGAAUAUGCACUUACAGAGUGAUCUGGAACAGCUCUCAUUGGAAGUGGUUAGGCUUAGUAAGGGGGCCGACUGUAAUACAUGUACGUGAGGGUAUUACUAUAGAAAUGUAUUACUCUGUGCUAGCGGAAAUAUGCAUUUUGGGAAUGCAAGUGUCUCCUCUUAACGUUGUUGACUGUCAUCUUUCCGACAGGAUGAUUAUUAAUAUGAUCAGCAUUACUUUGUGCACACUAUGUCAUGCCUAUAUAUGUGACACCUAUGAUAACACGAUCGAUUUACUCCCCACUGAAAAAUGCGUUAUUACACUGUAUUGAUUAAAAAUUUUGAAAAAUGUAUAAGUUUGUGAAUUAUCUGUCUAGUGUGUCAGAUA